AGGAAGUGUGCCAGGAAAAUCACUAGGAAGAGCUGUGACUUUUGCAAGAAUGGCUUCUCCAAUUCAAUUGAUGAGCGUAUGUGCCCUGAUUUUUGUCCUAUGCCUGCCCACUGCCCAGACUGGCAGGAUCCUGGUGAUACCAGUGGACGGGAGCCACUGGAUUAAUAUAAAAAUCCUGAUGAUGGAAUUAAUGAAGAAGGGCCAUGAGUUAACUGUACUCGCACCGUCAAACAGCUUAUACAUUGACCAGUCAUCAGAAGACUUCCACGUAGAAAUCGUACCUGUGACUGACAGCCAUGCCCUCACCAGAGAUCAGUUUGAGGAGUUUGCCCUUAAGUGGAUCAUUAGUAACGCCUUCCCCAAAGACCCUUCCACUUUCACUCUCGCCUGGGAUUUCAUCAAAACCAUCAAAACCGGCACAUCUGUAGUUAGUCUCCUCAGUAACCUAUUUGAGAAUAAGGAUUUGAUGGAGCGUCUUGGAACUGCUGGCUUUGACUUGGUGCUUGCUGACCCCUAUACUGUAGGAGGAGUGAUGCUAUCUAAUUAUCUGAAGCUUCCUCUUGUAUUUUUUGGGAGGUGGAUGCCCUCAGAAGACAUUCACUUUGCCAUAGCCCCGUCUCCUCUUUCCUACGUGCCUGUCAUAAACUCCAGGGUGACAGACAGGAUGACUUUCUCUGAGAGAAUGAAGAAUGUUCUCCUCUAUACACUUUAUCUGGUUUCUACGAGAUUCUUUGUAUACCCCAAAUACGACGAACUUAGCAAGCGUUACCUUGGCACAGAUCUUACUGUGCUUGAGAUGUACCAAAGGGCUGACAUAUACCUCAUGAAAGUGGACUUUGUCUUUGAGUUCCCACGGCCCACCAUGCCCAAUGUUGUGUAUAUCGGUGGUUUCCAGUGCCAGGCAUCCAAGCCUCUAGCCCAAGAGUUCCAGGAGUUCAUGGACAGCUCAAAGCAAGGGGUAGUCAUCUUCUCCUUGGGCACCAUAUUGAAGACCCUACCUCUCAACAUCGCUAGAGAGAUUGCAGCAGGUUUGGCCCAGCUCCCUGAAAGGGUCAUCUGGAGGUACACAGGAGAACAGCCUGAUACUUUGGGCAACAACACCAAAACGGUAAACUGGCUACCACAGAAUGACCUGCUUGGCCACCCAAACACCAAAGCUUUCCUGGCUCAUGGAGGGGAGAACGGAGUCUACGAAGCCAUUUAUAAUGGUGUCCCUAUAGUUGGGAUACCUAUCUUUGGGGAUCAGUAUGAAAACCUUCUACGCCUCAAAGCCAAAGGAGCUGCUGUCAUGCUGGAAAGUCUUUUGAAUGUUUCCUCAAGAGACAUUGUCAAUGCAGUGCGUUUGGUCAUUGAUGACCCAUCCUAUAGAGAUGCCAUGAGAAACCUCUCCAAACUGCACAGGGACACGCCAAUACCACCUCUAGAUGCUGCUGUUUUUUGGACAGAGUUUGCAAUGCGCCAUGGAGGUGCAGGGCACCUAAAAGCAACAGGUAAUAAUCUGCCCUGGUAUCAGUAUUACCUCCUGGAUGUAAUCUUGGCUCUGGUCCUCACAGUCUCAGUCUGUCUCUACUUGGUAUGGAGAGUUCUAAAAGCUAUCAUAAGGAGGACAUGCUGUCCUAGAAGGAGCAGGAAAAACAAGCAGGACUGAUAUUUAGUAACGAUCAUAUCACAUGUAACAGUAUAUAGUGUAUUGACCAACUGUAUUGACUUUGGGGUUUUAUGGUUAAUAAAUUGAA
Molecule: messenger RNA, 1736 nt
Organism: Pelobates fuscus (common spadefoot toad)
Lineage: Eukaryota; Metazoa; Chordata; Amphibia; Anura; Pelobatidae
Product: UDP-glucuronosyltransferase 2C1-like
Exons: 1
Coding region: 50-1648 (532 amino acids)
Molecular function (GO): UDP-glycosyltransferase activity
Source: RefSeq, a predicted model, not a curated record